Molecule: messenger RNA, 2419 nt
Organism: Daldinia caldariorum
Lineage: Eukaryota; Fungi; Ascomycota; Sordariomycetes; Xylariales; Hypoxylaceae
Exons: 2
Coding region: 149-1909 (586 amino acids)
Source: RefSeq, a predicted model, not a curated record
CUUACUCGAGAGUGGACACUAUCUGCAUCAUUCGAGUAUCGCUAAGGCUUCACCGCCGUUUGUCUCGAUCUUUUCAACCUCAAAUCCGGGGGUGGAACCAUUAAUCCCUGUAUUACUCGCAUAUCUUCCAUAAUUAGCAUACGGUACAAUGUCCCGCAACGUACGGCAGCAAAGACCGCCGACUACUCCCGUCAAGGUCUCUAGGCGUCGUGCCUCGGACGCUUCGUCGUCACUCGACCUGUCUGAUGAAGGUGGUUAUUCUGGAGUAGAAGACAUCAGUGAUUCUGACGAUGACGACGAGGAGGGAAUAAACGCGGUCGAGGAGGAGCAUAUUCUCUCACAUGAACUGCACAAACCUACCCGCAGCUCACGCUCCCCUCGGCCGCUUGACGAUGAGGACGGACAGGACGACGACGAUGAUAACGACGAGGGUGGAGAUGAGUACGAGGGGGAUGAUGACGAUGCGGACGAUAAUGCCAGCUGGGACGGCAUUUCCUCCGAGGCAGACGCUGACGACGACAUCACAAUUGACCAAGGAUAUACCAGCACAGAACGUCGUGUCCGCUUUGAUAUCCCCGAAGAUUCGUCAGAUGAUGACUCGACAGAAACCGAUGAUGAUGUAGACCAUGGUUUCUUCCCUGACCUCUUCGUGGACAAGAGCAUACUCGACCCUUCAUUCCGUCGAGAAAUUGAGCAUGACGCCGAUCCCUACGACUCAUCUAAUUCAGAGGCAUUUUGGGAUAACUAUUCUACCACUACCGGAGAGUGGUUUGGAUUUGACGAGCCAGCCUCCGAUUUUGAGGCUCUAAUCAAGUCUUUGGACGAUCAAGAUGCCACACCGGUUCCUACACCGUUGACAAACCAGGACCUAUCUACCGCAACCAAUACCCCGAUGGACCUGUCUGAGGACGACGAGAUUUCCCUCGAUGGAUAUCAAACUGAUGGCGAUACUACCGAUGAGGAAGAUCCGCCUGAGAAGCCCGUUCGACGUAAGACUCGGCGGGAAACUGUGGACGAUGAUUCCGAUUCGGACGCCGUUACGCUGAUCCGGCCCCGCCGCGGCCAACCACGUGUUGGUCGUUUCAAUCUCGACAAGUCUAGCAAGAAACCUAUUGCGAUAUUAAACCCUAGAACCGGCAAGAUGAUGAUCUUCACUCAUCAAAGUAUGAGAGGAAGAGGUUUUGAUCUGUCGCCGGAGCAGUUCAACUUCCAUUACUUCGACCAGACCCAGGCUUCUCCUAUACUCAGCAACCCCGGCAGUAUCAUGAUGAGUGGCAUGAUUUCUUCCAGCACUUACGGAGACUUUAUGAAUACACACGCAGUCGGUCCCGCGGAAGCUUGGUAUGCCCAAGCAUCCGAUGGGAAUGUAGUUGACACAUCUGAUUCUGACGAUCAAGUUGUCGACGAAGCAGAGAAAAAUCUUAAGCUGGAGGACUUUAUCACUUUGGAUAACGAUGAUGACGGAGAUGACUCUUCUGAAGAAGAGAAGGCGCUCGAGCAUGACGAAGCGGAUGAUCAAAUAUUCCACACUCCCGGCCGUACACCCGGCCGGCCAGGUACUGCGUCCAGCGACGUGGCAUCCCUCCUUGAUCAUUUCCAGCAUAAUACCAACAUUGUCGGCGCAUUCCGGCGGGACCAAGCAAAUCAUCAGUUAAUUAGCCGCAGUAAGGCUACCCGAGAUUCUCUCGCAUUUUCCGGUCCAUAUUUUGAAGGUACUCUUCGUGGUAUUAAAGAUGGGCGCAUAGCUACUACCAACGUGCCCAUUUCUCCUAUGCGCAAGCAGAAGAAGAUGUCUGAACUCGCUAGCAGUCCUCUCUCGACUAUGACUCAGAAGAGGAAAGCAUCGUCAGAACACCACCUGGGUCAUAAACGGCAGAGGAGCAUACCCGACGUAGAUUUUGGGUUCUAGUCCCUUAGACGUUACCCUCUUGCCCAACGCCUUUUUCUUAUCACAAUACGCCGAUGGACGGUGCGGCCUAUUCUCAUAGGUCAUUCCCUGGCCAUUGAUCACACACCUGAGACGCAUCCAAUAUAUCUGCUCUGGAUCAAUCAUGGGGUGAUUUCUCUUUGUCUUAUCUCUAGCACUCAUACCCAUACGCAUACAAUAGUUUUCCUUAAAUCUCUUAUCAGUGAAGGUUGGCGAGAAGAUGUCACAAUCUGGCCUGGCGGGGGUUCUGGUGCUCAUCUAGAAGGCAAUAGACAAAAUGGGACUGGAUGUUCAUUCUACAGUCAAAGAAAGGACAUUGAUGAUCCAGAUAUUUUGUGGACGACGAAUCGUGUUUAAUACCGUGCUGGAAAGUACGAAUAUUUCCCACGUAGUCUUGUCCCUGACGAGGAGAUGUCGAUAAUAGCACUGUUUACAUGAUGAUGUUUCAUACGUCAAUAAAAACUAGUUCCAUAAUAGCUCUGGUUCGUCUGU